UUCUGCAAGUCGGUUUCUAGAAAGGUUCACGAAACCUAUAUAAAUACUUGACUUAAACUUGAACUUAUGAUGGGUCACUCAUGGAAAUAUUACAUAAACAUAACAUAAAACGUUUUGAUUAUUUAAAUAUUUUUUUUAAAUUAUGCUAGAAUCACGCAUUAAUGCUGGUAGUAACUUAUUAAAUAAAUAAUUAUACAGAGAUCUCGAAUUUCCAAUUUAGAUCAGCUGCGGAAAGCUAAAGUCAUGGAUUGCUUACAGUCUCCCUAUGCUCUUGUAGAUAUUCCCCUAUUUACUAUUUACCUAGCCUAUUCCUUGCUUUCUGUACAAGGAAUUUUAUUCACAGAAUUUGUGUUGUAUUCUGAAUUUAACAUUUCGUCUACUGUUAACGACACAAAAAUAAUAAACGAGAUACAGAUGCUAACGGCGGACUGGACAACUAUAUUCCUUGUUUGUCAGGCGCUACCGGCCAUCUUCGCAACAUUGUACUUCUUAACACGGAGUGAUCGUGUUGGAAGAAAAAUAACUAUUGUAUUAUCAACUUCUGGAUAUCUAGUGACGGCCAUCAAUUAUCUGUUCGUUUACGUAUACACAUUGCCAAUAGAAUAUCUACUGAUUGGAAACCUAGCAAUAGGUUUUACUGGAACUACAUUCCUAUUUAGGUCCGGAGCAUCUUCGUAUGUUAGUGAUUUGCUAUCAAAUGAUCGCCUAACAUUUAGAAUGUCUGUUCUUCUCGGUGUCACUCUCCUAAGUGUGGGAUGUGGACAGAUAGUUUUCUCUACUUGGAUCGAAGCUACAGGUUUUUUGCAACCCUUCGUUUUCACAAUAUCAGCGUUGACUUUUACGAUCUUUUACAUCAUCUUUUUAAUGCAAGAAUCUCUUGAUAAAUCAAAUCUUCAACAGAAUGUUUUGUUCAAAGAUAUCCUAUCAGACAUGGUUAAUGUUGUCGUAAGUAACAAGAAUAACCGUCGCAAGAUCGUACAUUUGCUGUUACUUUCUCGAGUUUCGUAUUCGACGCUAAUAAAUGGAAUUUUUCAUGCUUUGCAACUCUACUGUAUUGGCCCACCGCUCUAUAUGUCAACUAACAGCACCGGAUACUUCACAGCCGGUUACUCUGUCUCAAAUGCGUUCGGUAAAGUAAAUUUUUUUUUCUACACUUAAUCAAUUCUCAUUAUUUUGACUAUGUUGCUUUAUAUUGUUAUUGUAAUCUUUGUAUUCAUACGUACAGGGUAGUGUCAUAUAGCACGUCCGCCCUAGUGCAUGUUAGAAUAGGA
Molecule: messenger RNA, 1271 nt
Organism: Anneissia japonica
Lineage: Eukaryota; Metazoa; Echinodermata; Crinoidea; Comatulida; Comatulidae
Product: proton-coupled folate transporter-like
Exons: 1
Coding region: 244-1158 (304 amino acids)
Biological process (GO): transmembrane transport
Cellular component (GO): membrane
Molecular function (GO): transmembrane transporter activity
Source: RefSeq, a predicted model, not a curated record